UAUAAAAGGUGUAUCUUCAAACUUCCUCACGCAUUCAUUUAUUUGAAUUCAACAAAGUUCACUUUAUUCUCAUUAAGAUGAAAUUUUUAAGUCUUGCCGUUGCUUUGGUUCUUGUAACCAUUCAAGUUGCAGGAGUUUUCGCUCAAGAAGAAGAACCAUCAGAAUGUGUGAAUGAUAUUGUGUGCACCUUUAAUUACGAUCCAUUAUGUGGUGAACUUAAUGGUGUAGAAACGUGGUUCUCAAAUGAAUGUAUGAUGAAUUCUGAAAACGCUUGUAAACCUAUUGAAGAACAACAUGUUCCAUGUACAAGUGGUGCAAUACUUCCACCAGGUUUACUGAAUCCUAAGGGUGACGAAGAGAAACCUAAACCUGAAGAUGAAUAACCUAUUGAAGAUUUUCAAUAAUGUGAUUAGUUUUGAAGACAUACAGCCAAGGAUAAAAUUCAAAACAACAAGCUCAUGUGAUUUUUGAUGAUAAUAAACUAAUAGAACAAGUUUAAACCAAAUCAACCGUGUUUCGAAAUAUUUUCGUGUAUCUAUUCUAUUGAUGUGAUCUACUAAAUAGCAAAUGUGGAAUAUCUGAUGGUGUCUUGGAAAUUUUGCGAUCCAUUGCGAUUUUAGUAGUCCGUGUUGGCGAGUUCGAACAAUUUUGUCCUGCAGCAAAGUCGUU
This is a messenger RNA of Episyrphus balteatus (marmalade hoverfly), 669 nucleotides long. RefSeq lists its product as uncharacterized. Bases 78 to 383 code for a protein of 101 amino acids. NCBI's taxonomy places the organism in Eukaryota, Metazoa, Arthropoda, Insecta, Diptera, Syrphidae. The transcript is spliced from 2 exons. The record is from RefSeq and is a predicted model, not a curated record. Gene Ontology annotation, molecular function: protein binding.